AUGGCUCCAACACUCUCUACCGCACAGCUCUCAAACCCAGCUGAAGUAACCGAAUUCGUCGUCAACAAAGGAAAUGGCGUUAAGGGUUUAUCAGAAACAGGACUCAGAGCUCUUCCUGAUCAAUACAUUCAACCAUUCGAAGAACGACUCAUCAACAAAUUCGUCAACGAAACAGACGAAGCCAUUCCCGUUAUCGACAUGUCAAAUCCCGACGAAAGCAAAGUCGCUGAAGCUAUCUGUAACGCUGCUGAGAAAUGGGGCUUCUUCCAAGUGAUCAAUCAUGGUGUUCCUUUGGAAGUUCUUGACAAUGUGAAAGCUGCUACUCACAGAUUCUUCAAUUUACCUGUGGAAGAGAAGAGCAAAUUCACAAAGGAGAAUUCCUUAUCGACGAAUGUUCGAUUCGGAACGAGUUUUAGUCCUCGUGCGGAGAAAGCUUUAGAGUGGAAAGAUUAUCUCAGUCUCUUCUUUGUCUCUGAAGCUGAAGCAGAACAGUACUGGCCUGAUGUUUGCAGGAAUGAGGCACUAGAGUACAUGAACAAGUCCAAGACAAUGGUGAGGAAGCUACUAGAGUAUUUGGGAAAGAAUCUCAAUGUGAAAGAGCUCGACGAGACGAAAGAAUCACUCUUCAUGGGUUCGAUUCGAGUCAACCUUAACUACUAUCCGGUCUGCCCUAACCCGGACCUAACCGUUGGUGUUGGUCGUCACUCAGACGUCUCUUCCCUCACCAUUCUUCUACAAGACCAGAUCGGUGGUCUACACGUGCGUUCUCUAUCGUCAGGGAACUGGGUUCACGUACCACCGGUUCCCGGAUCUUUUGUGAUCAACAUCGGUGAUGCGAUGCAGAUCUUGAGCAAUGGUCGGUACAAGAGUGUGGAGCAUCGUGUCUUAGCUAACGGUAACAAUAACAGAAUCUCUGUUCCUAUCUUUGUGAAUCCUAAACCAGAGUCUGUGAUUGGUCCUCUUCCUGAGGUGACUGCAAAUGGAGAGGAACCGAUUUACAGAGACAUUGUGUACUCUGAUUACGUCAGGUAUUUCUUCAAGAAGGCGCACGACGGAAAGAAAACCGUCGAUUUCGCCAAGAUAUGA
This is a messenger RNA of Arabis nemorensis, 1086 nucleotides long. The record is from the annotation of a GenBank genome assembly. NCBI's taxonomy places the organism in Eukaryota, Viridiplantae, Streptophyta, Magnoliopsida, Brassicales, Brassicaceae.